AUGCGUUCUUCUAUCGCUCUCUUGGCUGCUUCUGCUGUCGGUGCUCUUGCAAAAGACACCUUGACUACCUCGCUUUUCCUGGGUGGUUCGCAGAACGACGGACAGCAGUUUGCUGGAUCAGUCGUCUCCGCAGGCCCCAGCGAUACCGUCUAUGAACUCGUAUGCACGGAAACUGCUGUUUGCGGCACUUUGUCCCUUGCUGCAACCCUCACUGUUGGUCCAUCGCACCUCGAAUACCAGUUCGCCACGGAAACCAUGGGCGUUGAGGCCUCUGUCUCCGAAAGCUGCGAUAUCAGUGGAACUGCCUCUGCUGUUUGCCAAGUCACUUUCAACAUGGAGAUCAACGUCCAGGAUAUCACUUCCACAAGCACAUCUAUUGAGACCACCACGACUCUCAGCGAGUUGGGCAUGGUGCCUGUGGUGCUGACUGCUGGUGUUGAGAAGCUAUCCGCUGCCACACCUGCUUCCGCUCCCGCUUCGUCUACUGCUUCGGCUGCUGGAUCAUCAAAGGCCUCUGGCUCGGCAAAUGGUGCUUCGUCGUCCAGCACAUCUGGUGCAUCUUCUACUAUGUCGAGCGGCAGAGGUGGCGAUGUUCUGGCAUUUGUCAUGUUCUCGGCCAUCUCGGUAUCGGUUGGUGCCCUCAUGGUCCUUUAG
Aureobasidium melanogenum CBS 110374 is the source of this 654-nucleotide messenger RNA. RefSeq lists its product as uncharacterized. The transcript has 3 exons. The record is from RefSeq and is a predicted model, not a curated record. NCBI's taxonomy places the organism in Eukaryota, Fungi, Ascomycota, Dothideomycetes, Dothideales, Saccotheciaceae. Bases 1 to 654 code for a protein of 217 amino acids.